AUUAUAAACAAGGUCAGACUGGCUCCAUUUGGGCAGAAGAAUCCGGACAGUGGGUCCGUACACGCUAAUCGCGUACCCCUGCGACCACAACAAAGAAGUCGGCGAUGACCUCAUUUUUUACGUCAACGACGACGACGUCAUUUUGCACGUACAAUUCAAUGAUCAUUUAAUUGCUACGACAAAGGGCAAUCGCUGCAAGCAAGUUCAAUCCAUUUUAGACCUCAUUUGAGCUCAAUCAAGAUGUCGAAAGUUGAGCACGAUACUCCCAAGCGUGCAAAGGUGCGGGGCGUACUACAGUUCCUCGCUGACCACCACCAACUUCGCAGCGAUAGCAACCCAUCGCCGCAUGACGAUAAUGCACGCCCGCUGUACUCCAAAAGAGAUGUUUUCCGAUACUACAGCGUCUCCAAAACCCAGGGCUAUGAAUGGCUAAAGAUGGAGCCUCUCCUGGACCCCGACAGACCUGAUUCUGAAGAGGGUGACAGAAGGCCCCCAUCACCUUCACCCGACCGCCCUCCAAAGCAACGCUGUACCGACUGGGCCUCCCGACGACGUACAAACAAUAUCAACUUUGCUGAGAAUCGUGGCCGUUCAAUGGCGUUCUCGUUCCAGGACGGUGAGCAGCUUCAUCAGUGGCUUCUACAUCUCCCAGAAGGUGACAGGUAUCAGGCGCAUCGCCUGCCCUGGCCCGUCGCUGCAAUGGAAGCAGGCCUCGACGUCGAAGCAGCAGAAUGCACAAUACGACGCAGAAUGGCAAUGGAACCAUUCAAGUACCACACCUGCAACUCCACGGUCAAGGAGGGGCUCAGCGACUCCGUCAAGAGGCAGAGAGUCAAGUACGUCCAUCAGCAACUCAAGAAGCCAUGGAGGGACCCGCGAUGGCGUCAUAAUUGCUUCUCAAUGGACGAGGUUCAUUUCGGCUUCCAGCCUGCGUUAACAACAAAGGUCCACCGCCGCCCGGAUCAGAAGAACGAACAUUGGGUGAUACAGCCGGAGAACCCACGACAGAAAAAGCAGAAGCUCAAGAAUGCUAAGCAGGCGAUCAGAAAUAAGGAGAAAGAUGCUGCAGGAGCAGAUAAGCUAGAGAACGAGAACGAGCAGACAAUCCUCCACGCUGUCUGCGCGGUUGGGUACAACUUCAGGUCGUCAUUACAAUGGUACACGAUACCCUCAAACAAGAAUGGCAAGAUGACCGCAAAGGUCCUCAAACCUCUGCUGGAUCAGCUAUUUACAGAGAUCCAUGAACAUGUUAAACAUACGGACGUUCGCCUAUAUAUGGACAGCGAUAGCUCCCAUCAUGCAAACGAGACUAUGGAGUGGGCGAAGAAGAACCAUCACCAACUUGUCAUUGGGCCUGCCUUAUCACCUGAUCUUAACUGGAUU
Molecule: messenger RNA, 1383 nt
Organism: Microdochium trichocladiopsis
Lineage: Eukaryota; Fungi; Ascomycota; Sordariomycetes; Xylariales; Microdochiaceae
Exons: 1
Source: RefSeq, a predicted model, not a curated record